GAGCGCGAGGCCUCGGAACGGGCAGGGAGAACUGCCUAGCCGAGAGCGGACACAAGGCCUCCGUCUUCAGAGCCCCCGAAAGAAAGCGAGGGAGGACGAGAGAUGACGAGAGGAAGGGAUUGGAAGGAAAGGCAGCGCCCAGUUAUCACCGCCUUAAAGCCAACUCAACAGCGCAACUCCUCUUUGCACCGCUCAGCCUGACGGGAGCCUCAGCCUGUACGUACUGGCUGCGCCCGCAACGCAUCCCUGGCACCGCCCCCUGCCGCGGGGCACGCCGGGAGAGCCGAGUUUCCCCCUUCCUCUAGUAAACGGGCGAGACGAAGGGUAUUUCCGGUGUUAACGACUAUCUUUACGGAAGAGGUGGGGUUAAUCCUGUCCCGCCCCUCCUGGCCGGCGGGGCGAAGACUGACAGUCUUCGGCAAGCGCUAAGGCCCGCCCCUGCACCGGAAGGAGGAAGGCGGGGGAGUCUAACAGGCGUCAGGCGCGGGGUCACGUGUCGCAACUGCUGGUGGAGAGAAGAAAAGGGCGGGACCCCGGACGGAGGGGUGGGGUGCCCUCCUUUCCCUUGGGUCACGCGCGGCAGGAAGUGGUUCCCGAAACGGAGUAUUCGAGAUGGGGACCGCCCUGGACAUUAAGGUUAAAAGAGCGAACAAGGUUUAUCACGCCGGGGAAAUGCUCUCCGGGGUGGUGGUCGUAUCUGGGAAGGAUUCGGUCCAGCACCAGGGAGUCUCCUUGACAGUGGAAGGAACCGUGAACCUCCAACUCAGUGCCAAGAGUGUGGGUGUGUUCGAAGCAUUCUAUAAUUCUGUUAAGCCCAUCCAGAUUAUCAACAGUACCAUCGAAAUGGUGAAACCAGGAAAAUUUCCCAGUGGCAAAACAGAAAUUCCUUUUGAAUUUCCUCUGCACGUGAAGGGUAACAGAGUUCUGUAUGAGACUUACCACGGCGUGUUUGUCAACAUUCAGUACACCCUGCGCUGUGACAUGCGGCGGUCCCUGCUGGCCAAGGACUUGACCAAGACCUGUGAAUUCAUCGUUCACUCUGCUCCUCAGAAGCGGAAACUGACUCCGAGUCCCGUGGCCUUCACUGUCACGCCUGAAACCCUACAGAAUGUCAAAGAGAGAGCCUUGCUCCCCAAAUUUCUCAUCAGAGGACAUCUCAACUCGACCAACUGUGUUAUCACGCAGCCACUAACGGGAGAGCUGGUGGUGGAGAGCUCGGAGGCCGCCAUCAAAAGCAUCGAGCUGCAGCUGGUGCGCGUGGAGACCUGCGGCUGUGCAGAAGGGUACGCCCGCGAUGCCACAGAGAUUCAGAACAUUCAGAUCGCCGACGGGGACGUGUGUCGGGGCCUCUCUGUCCCCAUAUACAUGGUCUUCCCCCGGCUCUUCACCUGCCCGACACUGGAGACCACCAACUUCAAAGUGGAGUUCGAGGUGAACAUCGUUGUGCUGCUUCACCCUGAGCACCUCAUCACGGAGAACUUCCCGCUGAAGCUCUGCAGGAUGUAGGCGGGAACGGGGGGAGAUGCGGCCGUGCCGACCUACGGGAGCCCAAGCCGGCAGCACCCACCUCGCUCUCCUGGUGGUUCUGAAUCAGAGAUGAGUCCGACCCUUCUUCCUCAUUCCCUCGAGGCCCCUCUAGUCAGCGCUUCCCUUUGAAGUUCAUCAGGAUUUCUUCAUGGCGUUGGCAAGAUUGUUUCCCAGAGAGUAGACUUCCUGUGACUCCUGACUAAGCUGCUCCUUCUUAGGUUCAGGGCACAGUUGUAGCAGAGUCUGAACUUUGCUGGAAAGUGAGGUCAGGGACAGAGGAAACCUCCUGUCUGGCUGACGGCUGUGGCCAGGCUCCCGACAGCUCCCCGACCCCACAGGGUGGCGACAGGCGUGCUGGUUGCUCGUGACAUUGGUGGACACCCGCCAAGGAGGGUGCUGUGGCGCCCGCUGCAGAUGCGCAGCGUGGUUCCCACUCUCCUGUCUUUUAUAACGUUUGUCGUGAUAACUUCAGAACUUUUGGGGACCUGGGGAAAGUGUGCUUUGCCGUCCCAGGAGUGAGGGGAUCUGGUGACCACGGCUGGUGCUGGAGUAUUUCUGAGUCUCAGGACCUGGUGUGAAGUUGCCUGCUGCCGUCUUCCCAGAGUCUGUUUAAGUGCUAGGUUUUGUUGGGGACAAAAACAUGUGUCCACGCCCGUUGUUGGCUGGGUUCUGAGUGGCAGGGGACCCGGGCCCAGGCUAGCAGUGAAGACCCUUCUGUGCUGGGCGGGACCCACCUCCAUCCCACCUGAGGGACCUGCGUUGGCGGGGUCGGGGGAGGUAGUUUGGCCUGAAGCCAUUUUCUCCCUCGCCUCCUGUUGGGAUUUGCGGUGUACGGCGGGUCUGUUACAACACAUUUCUUCCUUCACAUCCUGCUGUUGUUUCUCUGGGUCCACAGUUAACCUCAGAAGUAAGCCGCACACUGUGCACGCUGCCUGGCCUUCCUCUCCUGAGGGAAUAAUCAUCACCUGAAGAGCUGUCAGCAGCCCCGCCGCCUUUAUCAUUUUAUUCAACCUCGAGGGGCCCGAGCGAGGGCCAUUUCCUUGCGCUUCUUGGACGGGCACCUCCACCAUCAGUUAUUAAGGAAAACUCGGAUGUUUGGGUAUCUUGGGCAGCAGCAGUCCCACUACUGCCCUGGCUGGAGCUGGGGGUGUCCGUUGUCAGGUUCUCCCAUUACAGCAGGAGGAAGGGGAGGUGAAGGAAAGAGGCCGUGAACCUAAAACAGUACAUUUUUGGGGGAAAUGCCCGGUUAGGCAGGAGCACCUUCUGGCUCUUGGAGCUCCAGCAGAAAUGGGGCCUUGCUCUGGUUCUCGGCCACAUCGUGAGCUCCACAGGAAAGGUGGAGACGUCAAUCAGAAAUAAAACGUUUAAAAAAGAAGCCAAAAUACCGUGCCUGUCUUCACCCAGAGCUCAUGUCCCGAGCCUACCUGCUCCGGUAGCUGGGGGGAGGUGGGUCCCUGGUGUCAUUUCUGCCUUCUUGAGGCUCCUAAUUCCCAAGCCUGAGUCUGAAUUACCUUUAAGACCUUUGGGGUAAGAUUACCCCCACAUGCUGGCGGCACUUUGGGCUGUGGCAGAUCACCAGUGCUCUCCACGGGCCCCCUCUGAUUCCCUUCCGAGUUCAGAAAUAGCGUUGCAUUUCCGUGGAGCCGUGUCCACCUGACUGGGGACUGACUGCCAACUCCUUUGCAGUGGGGUGUGGUCAUGUGACAGGGAGGACGUAGGCCCCUUCCCGUGGCUGGACGGGAACAGGCCUGCCCCCCACCUAGACCACGCCGAGCACAAGGAACGUGUGAGCAGGACAGCUAGCCUCCCACCUGUGUCGCGGUCACCGGAGAGGGAAAGGAAUGGGUCAUCCUCAGAGCACGGGAUUGCCGGGUGUCUGGGCUGCAGCAGCCCUGCCCUGUCCUGCCCUGGAGCUUGUGACGGAGGGUCCAAUCCCACCCAUGCCUCUCGUACAGCCUGAGGUCCACAUGCAUGUAAGUAUGAAGAAAUACUCCUUGAUCUUCAUGCCCACCCUCUGCAUUAAGAUUCUUAAGGGUCCAGAACCUUGCCCGGGCCCAGCUGGUCAAACACCAGGGUGGGUGUAGACCAGCCCUCCCCGGAGCUGUUACUGAUCUCAUCCAGCCACCGCAGGACCCAGCUGACCCAGCCCUACCCAGUAAAACCUCCCUGACCAGAGUGGAAGGAAAACAGGCUGGUUUUCACCGUCACGGUUCUAGAAAUCUAAAAGAUUUGGUUAGGUUUUCCUGGGAGGAGCGUCAAUACCAAGAUACAUCCUGUGAUGACAGCCGUGAUGCAGCCCUUUCCUCCUGUGCUUUGGGAGGAGCUGCCGCAGGCUGGUGAGCACGGCGCUGCUCUUGUCUGGUGCUGGUUCCCACACAUCCCUGAACCCUGCAGGAACUGCUUUCUCAAGUGAGGCCGCCCUCUCUGAGGGCUGGGCCGCUCCCACUUAGGGGCCUCCACGCAGAUGGUUUCAGUUGCUGGAGUGUUGACAGAUACUGGCCAUGUCUGUGCAUCUAAGGAGAGCAGGAGCUCUGUGAGCAUUCACUGUUAUUCUGGAUCAGACCCCAUGCUGAGUGCCAUGCACGUGUUAUCUUAGUUAAUUGUGUAGCAACACUGUGAGGAGGGAACUCAUCCCCAUUUAAAGUUGAGGGGAUUGCGGCUGAUGGAAAGGCACAAGGACGUCAUUGGUGCCUGCUUCUUCAGGACUCACCAGAUUUGGGGGAGCAUCUGCUUGUUGAAGACCCAGGGUUGAGAUAACACUAGAAUGUUUGGUUGCUUGUCAUCUGGAUCAGCUGUCCUUUCUCCAGGAGAGGCCUCUGUUUGGUUCCCUUGACAAAGACCAGUACUGGCAGGAGGCUCCGUGAAGGUCCAUGAAGAAGCAGCUCCAGAGAAAAGGAUUUCUGAGAGAUGGGGUUUGUUCAGCAAGGGCCCCACGACAGGGGAUGUGAUCACUGCCUCCCAUCUCGAUCAAGGAUUAGAGUUUUAAGAGCACAACCUCUGGGUCUUGUGUGACAGAAGUGGGAGGAGCUUUUCUGUCUUCAGAUGAGCAGCCACCUUGGGGAGGCUGGGCCAGCAACCCAGACCUACUGCUGCUGGAUACACCAAGAAAGGGGUGUGCUCAGACUUAGCUGUGGAAAAGUGGUAGAAAAGAGCAGAAAAAUAAAAAUCUUAAAUAUU
Mesoplodon densirostris (Blainville's beaked whale) is the source of this 4704-nucleotide messenger RNA. RefSeq names its product VPS26 endosomal protein sorting factor C (gene VPS26C). Bases 613 to 1506 code for a protein of 297 amino acids. The transcript is spliced from 8 exons. NCBI's taxonomy places the organism in Eukaryota, Metazoa, Chordata, Mammalia, Artiodactyla, Ziphiidae. Gene Ontology annotation, cellular component: endosome. The record is from RefSeq and is a predicted model, not a curated record. Gene Ontology annotation, biological process: intracellular protein transport.